ACAACACCCUUGUUUUUCUGCAAUUUCGAAUCAUGACGAAACGAAGCAGAGAAGAAUGCGGCGACUCCACCGGCCAGAACAUCCAAAGGAGAAUCGAGCUUCCUGAAGAUCUGUUCUGCCCAAUCAUGGAGCGGCUGCCGUUGAUCGACGUUAUUCGGGCAAAAGUGGUGUCUCAUGCCUGUAACUCUUCCGCAGCCUCCGUCCUGUCAUCCGACUCCCAUACGCGCUUCAUGAAAUCCCCAUGGCUCAUCCUUCCUCCAAAACAGCUCGGAGAAGAUGGCUACACCAGCAUGGGCAGAGGUCGCAUCAUGAAUCUCGAAGAAAACAGGGUUUACGAUUUGAAGAAGACAACAUCGGAUCUGGUUUCUGAGUUUGGUUGCAUUGGUUCCUCACACGGGUGGCUGAUUUUGUCUGACCACAAAAGUUUAACUCCGUUCCUCUUCAACCCUUUCACGGAGGCCCGCAUACAACUUCCUUCAUUGAAACCUCUGUUUGGCAUUGGUGGAAUUGAGGAAGGCGAAGGCGAUGAUGCACGCACGUGUAAAAUCCUGUGCGGGGAUGAUGAAUGGGUGACGGUGUGGAAGCAAGAGGUACGGCAAUCCUUUGUCUCAAAAGCCUUUUUGACAGCAGAACCUACUGGAGGAGAUUUUGCGGUGGUUUUGCUAUGCUACUACAACAAUACAGAAGAGGUUCUGUAUUAUAAGAAUGGAGGAGACAGAUCGUGGAUCCAAUUCUGUGGAUUGGGAGUUCCUAACUUUAUAGAAUGUUGUGACAUUAUGUGCUGUGGGAACAACCUCUAUGUCCUAGGCCCUGGAUGGAUCUCUACUUGGGAUUUAGGGGGUGAUCGUCCGGAGAAAAGAAGAACUAUUGAAGAUUUUCUGCCAGAGGAAUCAUUCGAGAGACCAAAUUUCUUCCGGUAUAGAGAUUAUCUGGUUGAAUCUAAUGGGGAGAUUCUGCUUGUUUUCAGGUUUGUGCCAGAAAAUAACAGUGGCAUAACAGCGGAAAUAUUUGAUGUGUUUAAGUUGGAUUUGGAAGAAAACAAGGGGGUACGAGUGGAAACUCUAGGGGAUGAUCGGUCCUUGUUUUUAGGCCAAAAUCAAUCUGUGUCAAUAUCAACAAAAGAUUUCAGCAGAUGCAAGGGGGACUCUAUUUACUUCACUCAUGAUACCUUGGGUUUUCACCUUUAUCGUGGUACUGAUAUGGGCAUCUAUAGCUUCAAGGAUAGAAAAGUUUCACCGAUUACUCAGUUUUCUUCAGAGAGAUGCUUAAAGCCUGACCAAGUGCCCCGUUGGCUCAUUCCAAGUUCUUGCUAAUUCAUGAAGUAGCAGUGUUAGUUUCUUUAAUUUAAUUGAUGCUUUCUUUUUAUGGGAGUUGAAACUGAGUAUUGUUCUGUUCAGGUGUUCUAUAUAUG
This is a messenger RNA of Rubroshorea leprosula, 1411 nucleotides long. NCBI's taxonomy places the organism in Eukaryota, Viridiplantae, Streptophyta, Magnoliopsida, Malvales, Dipterocarpaceae. The record is from the annotation of a GenBank genome assembly.